UCGAGAAGUCAGGUGGUUGUUGUGUUUUUAUUUGUAAAAAUAAAUAAAUAAAUAAUUUUCGUAAAACGAAAUAUAAAAAUGUCUACGGAAGUGGUUUUAGUGAUAGAUUUCAAAAAGGUCUGUCGUGCGUGCUUACUAGAUAGCGGGCCCAUGAAAGACUUGUUCAUGGUUUGCACACCUGAAGUUUACAAAUUCUGUACUUCUGUUGAGUUGGAUGAAAGUGAUGGUCUGCCUCGCCAGAUAUGCCAAGCUUGUCUGGAUGUACUGAACAAGUCAUAUUAUUUCAAACAAACUGCGGUUCGUUCCAACCUUAUAUUGAAACAACAAUUUUUAGAUGAGCAGGAACCUGUUAAACUGGAAAGUGAACCUAAUCAUAUCUUAGAAAUGAAUGUGCCGGAAAUAGAGGAUGACAUGCUCAGUCAGAAUCCUCCUUCAGAAGAUGAUAUGCCACCUGACCGCUCCAUGGAACCAGCUGAAAUUAUUAGGAGAAUAAGAAAGCGAAGAGAGCUAGAAAAACCGAUGAAGAAAAGGACAAGAAUGAAAUGCCCAAAAUGUGAGAAAUCAUUUCAAAAAUACGAAAAUUUCGAAGCGCACUUGAGAAUACAUUUUGGUAAAAAGCCGGAUAUAAAAUGUGAAUAUUGUGACAAGACUUUUCCAGCUGUUCGAAACCUCCAAAGUCAUAUACGCACACACACAGGCGUUCGUAAAUAUCAGUGUUUGACUUGCGGUAAAAGCUUUGCUUAUUUAAAUGUACUGAGGAAUCAUGAAAUGAUACAUGCUGGUGUUAAGAAGUAUGUCUGCAAUAUAUGUAAUGCCAGUUUUGUACAGAGUAGUAAUCUGAAGUCUCAUAUAGAAUCUCAUAGUGAUCAAAAGAACUUUAGUUGUAUGCAAUGUGGCAGGAAAUUUAAACAUCAAGGCAAUUUCAAAUCGCAUCUAAUUAGGCAUUCAGGUAUUAAGAACUUUGCCUGCCAGAUCUGUGAUAUGAGAUUUUAUAUUAAGGGAGAUUUACGCAAACAUAUGCGGUCGCAUUCGUCUGAAAAACCAUAUGCUUGUGAAUACUGUGAUAAAACUUUUAAAACUCAGAGUUUUAAGACAGUCCACAUGAGGACCCAUACAGGUGAGCGUCCAUUUGCUUGCGACUUAUGUCCGAAACGGUUUAUGGCGCGAAAAGAGUUAAGGACACAUAGAAUGACUCACACGGGUGAGAAACCCCACAAAUGUCAACUUUGUGACCAAGCGUUCAUACAAAAAGGUGCUUUAAAUCGACAUAUGAAAGGACAUAUGCAGAAGGAAGCGGAAAAACCACAGAAUAUAUUACUUAGGACAAGGCUGCAAGGAUCUGUGGCCGAAUAUUCACAGUGGAAUACUGAUUUCGUAAAACGAAAUAUAAAAAUGUCUACGGAAGUGGUUUUAGUGAUAGAUUUCAAAAAGGUCUGUCGUGCGUGCUUACUAGAUAGCGGGCCCAUGAAAGACUUGUUCAUGGUUUGCACACCUGAAGUUUACAAAUUCUGUACUUCUGUUGAGUUGGAUGAAAGUGAUGGUCUGCCUCGCCAGAUAUGCCAAGCUUGUCUGGAUGUACUGAACAAGUCAUAUUAUUUCAAACAAACUGCGGUUCGUUCCAACCUUAUAUUGAAACAACAAUUUUUAGAUGAGCAGGAACCUGUUAAACUGGAAAGUGAACCUAAUCAUAUCUUAGAAAUGAAUGUGCCGGAAAUAGAGGAUGACAUGCUCAGUCAGAAUCCUCCUUCAGAAGAUGAUAUGCCACCUGACCGCUCCAUGGAACCAGCUGAAAUUAUUAGGAGAAUAAGAAAGCGAAGAGAGCUAGAAAAACCGAUGAAGAAAAGGACAAGAAUGAAAUGCCCAAAAUGUGAGAAAUCAUUUCAAAAAUACGAAAAUUUCGAAGCGCACUUGAGAAUACAUUUUGGUAAAAAGCCGGAUAUAAAAUGUGAAUAUUGUGACAAGACUUUUCCAGCUGUUCGAAACCUCCAAAGUCAUAUACGCACACACACAGGCGUUCGUAAAUAUCAGUGUUUGACUUGCGGUAAAAGCUUUGCUUAUUUAAAUGUACUGAGGAAUCAUGAAAUGAUACAUGCUGGUGUUAAGAAGUAUGUCUGCAAUAUAUGUAAUGCCAGUUUUGUACAGAGUAGUAAUCUGAAGUCUCAUAUAGAAUCUCAUAGUGAUCAAAAGAACUUUAGUUGUAUGCAAUGUGGCAGGAAAUUUAAACAUCAAGGCAAUUUCAAAUCGCAUCUAAUUAGGCAUUCAGGUAUUAAGAACUUUGCCUGCCAGAUCUGUGAUAUGAGAUUUUAUAUUAAGGGAGAUUUACGCAAACAUAUGCGGUCGCAUUCGUCUGAAAAACCAUAUGCUUGUGAAUACUGUGAUAAAACUUUUAAAACUCAGAGUUUUAAGACAGUCCACAUGAGGACCCAUACAGGUGAGCGUCCAUUUGCUUGCGACUUAUGUCCGAAACGGUUUAUGGCGCGAAAAGAGUUAAGGACACAUAGAAUGACUCACACGGGUGAGAAACCCCACAAAUGUCAACUUUGUGACCAAGCGUUCAUACAAAAAGGUGCUUUAAAUCGACAUAUGAAAGGACAUAUGCAGAAGGAAGCGGAAAAACCACAGAAUAUAUUACUUAGGACAAGGCUGCAAGGAUCUGUGGCCGAAUAUUCACAGUGGAAUACUGAUGUUUGACCUAAAGGCUUAAAGUGUAUAGAUGAAACGGAAGUACCUGAAUAAUUUUAUUAAUAAUAAAAAUAAAAAAAUAAUUCAAAGGUGUGAGCAAUUUGUGCACUUAUGAAAAUUAAAAACAGGAAAGAUUUUUACUGGUUCUAUUUUCUUGUUAGAAUUUCUGAAAAAAUUAAAACUAAUGGUGUUUAGUCAAUUCCAUGGUUUGAACCUGUAAGAAUUAGUUUAUUUUAUUACUUUGUUUAGAAUAUUAAUGUCCAAGACAUUUAGGAUCUUUACAUGAGCAGAACAGAUAUAGAAAUGCUUGAGAUCAUAAAAUACAAGGAAUUCUGUAUUUUUUUGCUCACUAGAUGGUGCUAGUGUGCACCCCAUUCUUCGUCCAACAGGGAAUUAGCUAGUGUUGAUUAUUUUACAGCCACAGCGAUUGGACAAAAAUACUUGUUGAUAGAUUAGCGCUAUCUAGUGAGCAAAACAGUGUGCGUUAGCCCAGGCCAGGCCAGAUGUCGAAAAUGGUUAUAAUUUCUUAUAUAACCAUUUUCGACAUCUGUCGACAUCUGUCGAAAAUGGUUAUAAUUUCUUAUAUAACCAUUUUCGACAUCUGGCAUAUAAAAUAUAAGAUUGAAAUCAAUCUUAUAGAAAAUUAGUUGUGAGGCUUAUGUAAUAAUUGCGCACAUUUUUAAAUUUGUUGCGCUAAUAGUUUUUUAAUUAUUUAUUUCACAAAAACAUUUCCUGCUGGG
This is a messenger RNA of Spodoptera litura, 3422 nucleotides long. RefSeq lists its product as uncharacterized. Gene Ontology annotation, biological process: regulation of transcription by RNA polymerase II. The record is from RefSeq and is a predicted model, not a curated record. Gene Ontology annotation, cellular component: nucleus; nucleoplasm. NCBI's taxonomy places the organism in Eukaryota, Metazoa, Arthropoda, Insecta, Lepidoptera, Noctuidae. Gene Ontology annotation, molecular function: RNA polymerase II cis-regulatory region sequence-specific DNA binding; zinc ion binding; DNA-binding transcription repressor activity, RNA polymerase II-specific.